Messenger RNA from Alternaria atra, 1164 nucleotides. RefSeq lists its product as uncharacterized. Gene Ontology annotation, biological process: protein phosphorylation. NCBI's taxonomy places the organism in Eukaryota, Fungi, Ascomycota, Dothideomycetes, Pleosporales, Pleosporaceae. Gene Ontology annotation, molecular function: protein kinase activity. Bases 1 to 1164 code for a protein of 387 amino acids. The transcript has 3 exons. The record is from RefSeq and is a predicted model, not a curated record.
AUGGCUGGUACACAGAAAGAGAAGACACAACAUGAUCUGGACGACAAAAAGCUUGGGUCGUACCUGCAGCGAGAGAUACCCAAUCUAAAGACACCUGUAGUAUCGACAAAGAUCGGAUACGGACAAAGUAAUCCGACCUACUUUGUUGAUGAUGCCGCUGGUACACGCUACAUCCUCCGGAAGAAACCCAGUGGAACCAUCAUCUCACCCGUAGCUCAUCAAGUCGAUCGAGAAUACAAAGUAUUGAAAGCGCUAGGAACAGUUGAAGGCUUCCCGGUCCCGAAAGUAUACUGUCUAUGUAUGGACGCUUCAAUCAUCGGAACUGCUUUCUAUAUCAUGGAAUACAUCCACGGGCGCAUAAUAACAGAUCCUAAUCUUUCCACGCUCUCCAUCUCCGACCGCCGCGCCGCGUGGGAAUCCGUCAUAUCCACCCUGGCCUGGCUGCACUCCAUCGACCCCGACACCAUCGGCCUAUCCUCCUUUGGCAAGAAAACCGACUUCUAUACCCGCCACUGCAACACCUUCUCCCGUAUCGAGGCUCAACAAGCUCAAGUCCGCGAUGUCGCUACCGGCCAACAACUCGGUCGCGCACACGCCCAUUUUGACGAAAUCGUAGCUUACAUACGAAGCCAUCUACCCAGGGAACGUACUUGCAUCAUCCAUGGUGACUACAAGUUCGAUAAUAUCAUUCUACAUCCUACGGAGCCGAGAGUCAUUGCUGUGCUGGAUUGGGAGCUGAGUACGUUGGGGCAUCCGCUCAUGGAUGUUGUUUAUGUGACUGGUCCAUAUUGGAAUCGGGCUAGUAAAAGUGGGAUUCCUGGGGGACCUACGGUGCAGCAGGUGGUGAGGGAUGAUCAGGGAGGAGAUGUUUAUGAUGAGGAGAAUUUAGCGGAGAAUGGGUUGCCGGGGAUGGGGGAAUUGCUGGAUGUGUAUGAGCAGAAGGCGGGCUGGGAUCCUAGAGGAGAUAGAUGGGAUGUUGCGAGGGUUUUUCAUUUGAUGAGAGGAAGUGUGAUAAGCCACGGCAUCCAAGCACGAACCAUCAGUGGACAAGCCAGCAGCUCUUUCUCCCACGUGUACUUUGAGAACACCAAACGAGGACUUGAUGAAGCGCUUAGGCUGGUAAGGCAGAUGAAAGAACAGGAGGCACCAAAGAGCUCGCUGUAG